Molecule: messenger RNA, 14353 nt
Organism: Maniola jurtina (meadow brown)
Lineage: Eukaryota; Metazoa; Arthropoda; Insecta; Lepidoptera; Nymphalidae
Gene: kl-3
Product: dynein axonemal heavy chain 8
Exons: 90
Coding region: 152-14200 (4682 amino acids)
Biological process (GO): microtubule-based movement
Cellular component (GO): dynein complex
Molecular function (GO): dynein intermediate chain binding; minus-end-directed microtubule motor activity; ATP binding
Source: RefSeq, a predicted model, not a curated record
UCGAAGAAAACAUUUUUAUUUUGACAAAAAUCAAAACUGUCAGAUGAAUUGGUAAUGGUUUGAAUACGAAAACACAAUCGCCAUACAAUCGCUGUAAAAAUAAAUUGAUUUUCUUGAUUAUUUAUUUAUCAACGUUUGCUGGGAGACAAAAAUGGAAGACAAAGCUGGUAAAGGACCAGAGAAGGAAGCUGAUGAGCUUGGAGAAGUAGCUCCAGCUGUGUCGACCAUGGCAGCCGGUGAGGAGCGCGCUAGAGACGUAUCGUUCAAAACGGAAAAUCUGGAUGAUCUCUCAAAGAGAAUGUCCAGAAAGCAGUCAAUCUAUUCAGUCAAACCAGGAACUUCCUCAGAAAUUAUUGACGUAGAUAGAACUGCCUUGGAAGCCAUUCUCGAUGUCCGUUCUAGAAUACAGGACAUUCAGAGGAAGAGUAAAGUAUCUAUGAGCACUUUGAAUCUAGCUCAUGAAUCUUACAAGGAUAAACAAGCUAAAGCGAAGGAGGCUCGAAAUAACAGAAUAGGAGGUUUAAAAUCUCAAAGUAGAUUUUUAUUGGAAAAUGGUGCAACAGUAUUAAAUAAAAAUCUUGAAUAUGUGCUGGAAGGAGUAUAUGACGCAGACAUUCAUAUAGAUAUUUUGGAUAGCGCGUUGGCAGAAGGUGGUAGGAACUGUUUUGUAUUAUGCGAUGCGUUACUGCCACCUUUAAAAAUGGAAUCGGGUCGAUUCGUGCCCAACCAGAGAGGAAAGAUGGACAGGACGUACAUAUCUGACGCAGUAUCUAUAGGAACAGAGGGCAUGUGCGUCGCGUUCUACAGGAUCAAGAACAAAGCUGUUGACACGAAGUCUGUUGCAGAUGACUACUUCUUGAUGGUAUUCGACAUGAACCAAGAUACUGAGAAUGUGGUGUCUGGCAUAUUCAAGACGUUAAAACGCGUGCAUGUGCCUGCAAUCAGGGCAUGUCAGGCCUGGGGAGAUCUGAACCCUCCUAAUCCUAAGAGCGACGACAUUAUCAAGGCUUACAUAUCGAAGAUUAUGCUGUUUCUUGAUUAUCUUGCUAAAACAAAGAUAGAUUUGGAUUGUUGCACAAAGUUUAAAAUAAAUCUGAUAUUGUAUGAGGAGGAAUUGGCCGAUCAAGAUAAAAUGAAAGCUGCUAUCACCAAAACUCAUGUGUUAGAAGAAAUCUGCUCUUACGUUAAGCAAUGGGUUAAGCAAAUUACGAUGGUGCUAGUACAAAGCCAACAGCUCCGUCGGGAGCCAUCCAACAUUGGCCCUCUCGCUGAAUUGGACCACUGGCGACGACAACUAACUUCUUUCACGUCCAUCAUUGAGCAUAUCAAGAGUGAACCCUGCCAGAUGUACAUACACACGCUCAUACGAGCCAAGUCCAAACUGAUCAAGAAAUGGAGGUUGAUAGACAAUCAAGUUACUGAUUACUUCAACGAGGCAUUUGAUAAUGUUAAAUAUUUGUACGCCUUGGAGAAAUAUUGCGAACCCUUGUAUAGGUGUGAUCCGCUCACAAUGCAGCAGUUUAUACCUGGUUUACUUUACACGGUGCGGAUGAUAUUCGCCACGUCGCGGUACUAUAACACCACUAAGCAGAUCUCCACGCUCCUCGUCAAAGUCACUAACCAGAUCCUCAAUAUGUGCAUGGACUAUAUGACCAACGGCGGCAAAAAGACUAUUUGGAAUCAGGACAAACUUAAUUUCAUUAAAAAAGCCAAGCUAUGCUUGAAUCUGUACAACUUUUAUAGAGAAUGCUACAACGAGACUCAGCUGGAAAUGAUGGAAGCGGCUGACGAACGUCCAUUUGAUUGCUCGGAAAUGUACAUUUUCGGAAAAUUUGAAACCUUUCGGAAAAGGUUAUUAAAGGUUAUAGAUCUAUUUCAAACGUAUAUAACAUACUAUGUACUGAACAAAACAACACUUGAGGGAAUUGAGGAGUAUGCAGUGAAUUUCAACAAAUUAUUUAAGGUCAUUUCGUCGAAAACAUACGAUGCCAUGGAUCACAGGCGACCCGAUUUCGAUAAAGAUUAUAAAAUCUAUAAAGACAACGUCGCGACACAGGAAUUGCUCUUAGAAAAUUUUAUGAUCACGAGUGUAAAUAAAUGCCCAACCACCGAGAUCGCUCUACAUUUGUUAAAGAGAUUCAAGAAGCUAAAACUCGAUUGUUUAUAUCUGGAAGAUCAGUACUAUGACUUGAUAAGCAAGUAUACUAGCGAGAUUGAAUCUAUUCGCGAUAGGUAUAAUGAAGAAAGAGAAAAUCCGGAGCUACCAAGAAAUAUGCCCCCCGUGUCCGGGAGAGUGAUGUGGAUAAGAUUUUAUGACAAGAACAUAAAAUAUCCCAUGCACGAGUUCAUGCAACAUAAGGAGGUCAUCACUCACAUGAAUACCCAGCGAUGCAUCAAACUUUUUAACGUGAUGUGUAUUGUAUUUACCGAAUUCGAGUACAUUUACCACCGUGCUUGGACAGAAAAUGUGGGACAGGUGAGGUUGGGUCUAAUAGCUCCGCUCCUGAUUCGCCACCCAGUGACAAGCAGAUAUAUCGUGAACUUCAACGUUUACAUACCUGAGUGCAUUCGAGAAGUGGAAUAUAUGUGGCAGUUGGAUUUAUAUGUACCAGAUACUGCACAAAUUGUUGCCUUUAGCAAACAGAAAAUAUACGGAGAUUACGAAAGAAUUUUGCAUUUAGUCGAACGCAAUGACCAAAUAAGAAGGAGUAUGCCCAAAUUAUACUUGCCAUUGCUCCGCGCACAGCUGGUGAAAUUAGAUAACGCUUUCCAACCCGGUCUGUCUAGCAUAACGUGGACGUCUUUAGAGAUACCUUCCUACUGCGAAAGCAUUGAACGCGUUUUGGAUGAAGUAGACUUGUUUGUUAAAGAGGUAGUGGAUAUGAAAGAAGCACGUAUAGAUGCGAUACUACAGUCAAUAUCAAAGACGUUGCUCGUGUAUUUGCCGGAAGAAGCUGUCGACCCUAAUUGCUUCUACGAAGACAACCUCGUUAGACGUGAUGAAAUAGCUUUGGACUUGCAGCAAAAAUCCUGUAACGCAGAAGUAGCUGUAAUAGAACUGAUACACAAGUUUUUAGACAGUGUACCUUCUCAAGCGAUUCGGGAUCUGAAGGAUAACUGGUUAGAUAUCGAAAAAGCAUUAAAGCAAGUAACGUCAGCCACAAGGGUGUUCCCAGAAGAUGCAGCUUUUAUGGAAAUUGAGAAUCCAGAUAGAUAUGAACCCAUGCAUGCGAUUAACGAAUGCAACGAAUUAUUUGCUUAUUUCGCCACUAAAUGUUUGGAAUCUUUAAUAAAAUGUACUAAACAAAGUCUGGAUAUAUUGAGAAAACGGGCUUCGGUUUCGAGCUUUCUAACGAUGACAACUGAUCCUGAAGAGCAAAAGAAAUUGAAGCCGCUCAUGCUCACCAUGAUGUUCGUUGAAAUUCCGAGGAUAUUAAUAAAACCUUCUUUAGAAGAGAUUCAAAGUGCGUUUUCACAGGUGGUUUUGAAUUGUAUCAUGGACAUACAUCGCAACGUGUUUAUGUGGGGUCAACAGGAACUGAUUAAGAGGGAGGGAUUGAAAGGGAAAGCCUUGUCGGCUACUAGGACAAUGAGCUUUGGUUCUAGAUCAGGUUCCAAUCUGCUGGGCGUCAAGACCUAUUUCCGAAUGGUCUCCGAACAUAAGGAAAUAGUGCGAGCUGUGAUGGCCUUGCAAGGCAUGAUGUACAUGUAUAAGCCGGAUAUUGAAAAAUUGCUGAAUGGUUAUUAUAGAUUCGCUCCUUUAUGGGCGGAAGAUAGAGUGCAACAAAUCCAAAGCUUUGUUGAUACAAAUCCACUCAAUGUUAUAAUCGGAGACAUGUUCAAGAAGUACGAAAGUCAAACGGAUGAAGUCCUCAACUUGCCGAAAAGGCAUAUUAUUGGAUCUAUUCAAAUAAAUAUGGAUCAAAUCACACUGGCAUUACACAUAGAAUCCAUUGAAUGGAAGAGAAUUUUGGGAAAGCUUCUUAGUCAGGCCUAUAAAGAAAGAGUAUUGAAACUGAUGCAAUUUAUCAAAGACCGCAUGAAGACUAUGAGCAAGAAGAUAAAGGACUUGGAUGACGUUAGAGUGGCAAUGUUAUGCUUGGAAUUGAUUCGAGAUGAGUUUAUUGGAAUGGAUAUGGAGUUAGACUUAAUUGAAGAGAGCUAUGCUCUAUUCAGUCAGUUUAACAUAGACAUUCCAAAGGACGACGCAGACAUGGUUUAUGGACUGCGAUACGCGUUUCAAAACAUGUUACUAACGGCUCAACAAGUGCAACAACGUAUAGUGGAAAUGCAGGGUCCGUUACAGCGGGAAUUAACUGAGGGUGUCGCGAAUUUCUUGAAAGACGUGCUGAAGUUCGACGCUGACUACGAACAGUUUGGACCUAUGACACCCGGCCUUACCGCUAGAGAAGCUAGUGAUAGGGUAAUAAUGUUCCAAUCACGAUUUGAUGAGUUAUGGCGGCGAUUUGAAAUGUAUUCCAGUGGCGAGAAACUGUUUGGGAUGGAGGUCAAGGAUUAUCCUAUACUUCACCAAAGGAAGAAAGAAUUUAAUUUACUAAGCAAACUGUACAGCCUGUAUCUUGCAGUAAUGAAUUCAAUUGAUGGAUACUUUGAAACACCUUGGGUGGCUAUUGACAUUGAACAAAUAGUAGCUCAAUUAGCUGAAUUCGAUAUAAGGUGUCGGAAGUUACCUCGCGGUAUGAAAGAUUGGCCAGCUUUUAUCGACUUAAAGAAUAAAAUCGACGACUUCAACCAAACGUGCCCUCUAUUGGAAUUAAUGGCGGAUAAAUCAAUGAAGGAACGACAUUGGAGGAGACUGGAGAAUUUGAUGAAUUGCGUUUUGGAUGUAGAGUCGGACACAUUUACAUUGGCUAAUGUUAUGGAAGCUCCGUUAUUGAAAUACAAGGAAGACGUUGAAGAUAUUUGUAUCAGCGCUGUCAAAGAAAAAGAUAUUGAAGCCAAACUGAAGCAAGUAAUAGCCGAUUGGGCGGUUGUGGAUCUUACCUUCGCUCACUUCAAGAACCGAGGAGAGCUGUUGAUUAAACCGCAAGAAACGCUUGAUAUCAUAACGAUGCUGGAAGAUUCUUUGAUGAUUUUGAAUUCGUUAGCUUCUAACAGGUACAAUGCACCGUUUAAGAGGGAUAUAUUAUUGUGGAUCAAUAAAUUGGUGGGCACGACCGACAUCCUGGAGAAAUGGCUACAAGUGCAAACGCUAUGGAUGUAUCUGGAAGCUGUCUUUGUUGGUGGCGAUAUAGCAAAGCAACUGCCAGCGGAGGCUAAAAGAUUUGGUACAAUUGACAAGACGUAUGUUAAAAUUAUGUACCGGGCUCGCGAUAUAGUGAAUUGCGUAGAAGUUUGCGUUUCGGACGACACGUUGAAGCAACUGCUGCCUCAUCUCAUAGAACAGCUCGAAGCUUGUCAGAAGUCGCUCACCGGUUACUUAGAGACCAAACGUCUUAUCUUCCCAAGAUUUUUCUUCGUAUCAGACCCAGUUCUGCUGGAGAUUCUCGGUCAAUCGUCUAAUCCACAAUCUAUUCAGCCCCAUCUACCCAGUAUAUUUGAUGCAAUAUACACUGUCGACUUUGAUGAUAAGGAUCGCAUAAUAAAUAUGAACUCUGACAAUGGUGAAACUAUUCCUCUGGAUCGGCCCGUCAGUUGCAUCGGUGGAGUCGAGAUAUGGCUUAAUACGUUACUGGAUACUAUGAAAGAGACUGUAAGGAAUAUAAUUGCUAGUAUAGCUCAAGCUAUGGCCUCAGAUCCUGAAUUUGAGUUCUUGGUCAGUUUUUGGAACUUUCCGGGUCAGGCAAGUUUGUUGGGAAUGCAAAUACUUUGGACUAGCGACGCUGAGUAUGCGCUAAAGAAAGCUAGAGUUGACCGUUUCAUUAUGAGACUAACAAAUCAAAAGAAUUUGGAUUUAUUAAAUGGAUUAAUCGAUCAAACUGUGACUGACUUGGUGCCUUUGGAUAGGACGAGAGUUGAAACUAUGAUCACUAUUCAUGUACAUCAAAGAGAUAUUUUCGAUGAUCUAGUAAGAAUGAGGAUAAAGUCCCCGGGAGAUUUUGAAUGGCAAAAACAAGCGCGUUUCUAUUACUUUGAGGAUUCUGACGAUUGUAUCGUAUCGAUAACAGAUGUUGACUUUUUAUACCAGAACGAAUACUUAGGUAUUACGGAGCGGCUUGUAAUCACGCCACUAACGGAUCGAUGCUACAUCACACUAUCGCAAGCCAUCGGCAUGAGUAUGGGAGGAGCACCCGCGGGCCCGGCAGGCACCGGCAAAACUGAGACUACCAAGGACAUGGGCCGCACGCUUGGCAAGCUCGUUAUUGUGUUCAACUGCUCGGAUCAGAUGGACUUUAGAGGUUUGGGUCGUAUCUACAAGGGCCUGGCCCAAUCCGGCACUUGGGGAUGUUUUGACGAGUUCAACCGCAUCGAGUUGCCAGUAUUGUCUGUAGCAGCACAGCAGAUUUAUAUCUGUCUAACCGCGCGGCGCGAAAAGAAGGAAUUCUUUAUUUUUAGCGAUGGCGAUACAGUGAGCUUAAAUCCAGAGUUUGCUUUUAUCAUUACAAUGAAUCCCGGCUAUGCUGGACGGCAAGAGUUGCCAGAAAAUCUGAAGAUUCAGUUCCGCUCUGUGGCCAUGAUGGUGCCAGACAGGCAGAUUAUUAUCCGAGUCAAGUUGGCCAGUUGUGGUUUUAAGGAAAAUAUUGUACUAGCUCGUAAAUUCUUUACCUUGUACAAGCUUUGCGAAGAGCAACUCUCAAAACAAGUGCAUUAUGAUUUUGGUCUUCGAAAUAUAUUGUCCGUGUUGAGGACAAUGGGUUCACAAAAACGCGCCAAUCCAGAGAGUACUGAAGAAAAUAUAAUGAUGAGAGUAUUGAAAGAAAUGAACGUAUCUAAACUCGUAGAUGAAGACGAACCGCUGUUUAUAUCUUUGAUUGAAGAUUUGUUCCCUGGCAUGAAACUAAGUCAAACUUCACAUAAAGAAAUGCAGCGCGCCAUAGGAAUUAUAACAGAGCGAACAGGCUUAGUUAAUCAUCCAGACUGGAAUUUGAAAAUCAUACAGCUGUAUGAGACGUCUCUCGUACGCCACGGACUUAUGACCAUGGGUCCAACUGGGUCGGGUAAAACCACGUGUAUACACACCCUAAUGGCUGCUCUCACUGAAGUUGGAAAACCUCAUAAGGAAAUGCGGAUGAAUCCAAAGGCUAUAACAGCUCCGCAAAUGUUUGGCCGUUUGGAUGUUGCGACCAAUGAUUGGACUGAUGGUAUAUUCUCGACUUUAUGGCGGAGGGCAUUGAAAGUGAAAAAAUCUGAUACAACAUGGAUUGUUCUUGAUGGACCCGUAGAUGCAGUGUGGAUUGAAAAUCUAAAUUCCGUGCUAGACGAUAACAAAACGUUGACGCUAGCGAACGGUGAUCGUAUUUCUAUGGCGCAAAAUAGUAAACUUGUAUUUGAGCCUGACAACGUAGAUAACGCAUCCCCUGCCACUGUCAGCCGGAUGGGCAUGGUGUUUCUAUCCUCCUCUGUGCUCAAAUGGCAACCCAUAUUAGAGGGGUGGCUUAAAAAGAGGUCCCAAAAGGAAGCAGACGUAUUCAGAACAGCUUUCAAUAAAGUUUACGAUGACGUGCAUUCGUUUGUACAACAGAAGCUGCCGGCUAAAAUGAAACUUCUCGAAGCCAUCUACAUAAGACAAUGUAUUGAUGUGCUGGUUGGCCUAUUGCAAAUAGAAAUACCGGGUGGCAAGUUGCAUACCGACCGUCACCUAGAACGCCUGUUCGUAUUCUCAAUGAUGUGGUCUUUGGGCGCCGUGUUGGAGCUGGACGCGCGCUAUCGUAUGGCGGAGUUUAUGACCAAAUUGCCCGUGCGUAUGGACUGGCCGGGCGCGCGCUCCAAGGAGUGGGUCAUGCCCUUCGAGUUUAUGGUCAAUGAGAGUGGCGUUUGGCAGCAUUGGUCUGAAAUCGUAGAAGACUUCAUAUACCCAUCAGACAGUAUACCAGAAUACGCUUCUAUAUUGGUGCCUAACGUCGACAACGUUUGCAUAUCAUUUUUGAUCGACACCAUAGCGAAGCAGAAUAAAGCUGUUCUACUGAUAGGCGAGCAGGGCACUGCUAAGACUGUGAUGUUGAAAAGUUAUAUGGCAAAAUACGACAGUGAAGUGAAACUGUUUAAAAUGAUCAACUUCUCGUCUGCUACCACACCGAAUAUGUUCCAACGAAUUAUAGAAUCGUACGUUGAGAAAAGAGUUGGAAUGACUUACGGACCGCCUGGUGGAAGGGCCAUGACUGUAUUCGUAGAUGAUAUAAAUAUGCCUGUUGUAAACGAAUGGGGAGAUCAGGUAACGAAUGAAAUAGUCCGUCAAAUGAUGGAGUGCGGAGGUUUUUACUCUCUAGAAAAACCGGGCGAAUUUAUUAUAAUCGCUGAGAUACAAAUGUUUGGAGCCAUGAUCCAUCCAGGCGGGGGCCGAAAUGAUAUUCCUCCACGUUUGAAGCGUCAGUUCAACAUUUUCAAUUGUACGUUACCCAGUGAUGUCUCUAUGGAUAAAAUCUUUGAGACUAUAAGUGCGGGAUAUUUCUGCAAGACGCGGUUUGACAAGAAGAUUGUAGAUUUUAUGCCACGUCUUGUUCCAGUCACGCGUAUUAUAUGGCAGCAGACGAAAGUAAAAAUGUUGCCAACGCCGGCAAAGUUCCACUACGUUUUCAAUUUGCGAGAUUUAUCAAGAAUUUGGGAAGGAAUACUUUUUAUAAAGAAAGAGGAACUGCCGUCAAUAAAAAUUGCGCUCAAAUUAUGGUUUCACGAAUGUUUGAGGGUUAUAUCAGACAGGUUCACAACAUUUGAGGAUAAGGAUUGGUUUGUGGCGAACUUUUGGAAGACCGCAACCCAAGAGCUACCGGACGUUGUGAGCGAAUUUCCAGAAGAAGAGACCUUCUUCGUUAACUUCCUCCGUGAGCCCAUAGAACCCACUGGAGAUGAGGAUGAGGACUUCAGCACGGAUGCUCCCAAAAUAUAUGAAGAACUACCUUCAUGGGAUUUCGUACUAAUGAAACUCGGACAGUUUCAAGAUACGUUUAAUGAACAAAUUCGAGGAGCCCAUUUGGACUUGGUAUUCUUCCAUGAUGCUAUGGUCCAUCUGUUUAUCAUAUCGCGAAUUAUCAAUACACCACGUGGAAAUGCUUUACUUGUGGGGGUAGGUGGUUCUGGGAAACAAAGUUUGACAAAGUUGGCUACAUUCAUUGCCAACUUUUCAUUUUAUCAAAUCACACUAACGAGGUCAUACAACGUAAACAACUUCAUGGACGAUAUUAAAGUUUUGUAUCGCAUAGCUGGCCUGCAAGGACAGGGGGUUUCAUUCAUAUUCACAGACAAUGACAUAAAGGAUGAGCAGUUUCUUGAGUUCCUUAACAACAUCCUCAGCUCAGGAGAAAUUGCUAAUUUAUUCGCUAAAGAUGAAAUGGAUGAAAUACUAAACGAAUUGACGCCAAUCAUGAAGAAGCAUGCUCCGAGAAGAAUUCCAGUACCGGAUGUGUUGUACGAGUAUUUCAUUAUGCGUUCCAGGGCUAACUUGCAUGUCGUUCUGUGUUUUUCGCCGGUGGGUGAGAAAUUCCGCAGCAGGGCGCUAAAGUUCCCUGGACUUAUUUCUGGUUCUACUAUGGACUGGUUCCAAAAAUGGCCGAGAGAAGCUCUAAUAGAGGUGGCCCAUCAUUUCUUGUGGGAAUUUAAUGUUGUGUGCUCAACGGAGACCAAAGUACAGUUAAUAGAAAUUAUGGGCACGGUGCAAGACAACGUGGCCGAUACCUGCGUCAUGUACUACGACAGGUUCCGUCGGCAGACGCACGUCACUCCCAAGUCUUAUCUGUCCUUCCUCGAGGGAUACAAGGUGCUGUAUAAGGAGAAACACAUGCACAUUGCCGAGCUAGCUAGAAGAAUGACAACUGGAUUGGACAAACUCGUUGAAGCGGCCGCAAGUGUCGAUAUUUUGAAAAAGGAAUUAGAAGUUAAAGAACUGGAGAUCAAGGAAGCUACAGCUAAAGCCGAAGAAGUGUUAGCGGCUGUGGCAGAAUCAGCAGCAGCGGCCGAGGUAGUGAAAGCGGAGGUGUUGGCAGUGAAGGAUCGGGCGGUGAAGCUAGUGGGUGUGAUUGCAGCAGAAACGGCCGUAGCUGAAGAGAAACUUGCGGCUGCUAAGCCUGCCUUGGAAGCUGCUGAGGCCGCUUUACUGACAAUCAAUGCGGCUGAUAUCGCGACGGUGCGCAAACUGGGCAAACCACCAUAUCUCAUUACAUUGAUCAUGGAUGCCGUCAUACUCCUGUUUAGGAAACGAAUUGAUCCCAUUAAGCCUGAUCCUGAAAAACAAUUCUUAACCGCUUCUUGGGCUGAGUCUUUAAAGGUGAUGGCGGAUGCAAGGUUUUUGAACAACUUGAAGUUUUAUCCCAAGGAUGAAAUUAAUGCUGAAAUGGUGGACUUACUUCAACCAUAUUUUAGAUACAGUCAGUACACAUUCGAGGCAGCUAAGAUCGCUUGCGGCAACGUGGCAGGUUUGAUAUCAUGGACUAUUGCCAUGGCUCAGUUCUACGCGGUGAACAAGGACGUGCUGCCAUUGAAAGCCAACCUCGCCGUCAUGCAGGGCAAGUACCAGGCUGCCAAAAAGGAGUUGGAAGCGGCCGAGGCCUUGUUACAGGCUAAAGAGAGGGAGUUGGCCGGUGUACAACGGCAAUUCGAAGAGGCAAUGUCGUUAAAGCAGGCCGUGUUAGACGACGCGGCUAAAUGCCAGCAGAAAAUGGACGCGGCUACUGCCCUCAUUAAUGGGUUGAGUGGCGAACGAGUUCGAUGGACUGAACAGUCCGCCUUGUUCAAGUCUGAAAUUGAGCGGCUUGUUGGCGACAUACUACUACUUACCGGAUUCUUAUCAUACACGGGACCAUUCAACCAGGAGUUCAGAUUAUAUUUGAUCCAAAAUUGGCUUCACGAACUAUUGAGAAGAAAGAUUCCUGUUUCCAUGAAUUUAAGCAUUACAGAUCAACUAACAGACGCUGCUACUAUGGGUGAAUGGAAUUUGUGCGGCCUACCGACCGACGAAUUGUCGGUGCAGAAUGGAAUUAUCGUGACGAAGGCGGCACGCUUCCCAUUGCUUAUUGAUCCACAAACACAAGGAAAGAUUUGGAUUAAGAACAUGGAAAAGAUGAAUGAUCUUAUCGUUACUACUCUCAAUCACAAGUAUUUCAGAAAUCAUGUAGAAGAUUGUGUAUCUUUGGGAAGACCAAUGUUGAUCGAAGAUGUAGCUGAGGAAUUGGACCCUGCUCUGGAUAAUAUUUUAGAGAAAAACUAUAUCAAAAUCGGGUCUUCGUUCAAGGUAAAAUUAGGUGAUAAAGAAAUUGAUGUUACUGCUGGUCAUAAAAUUUAUAUUACUACGAAGCUUCCCAAUCCAGCCUACACUCCGGAAAUAUCUGCUCGGACUUCUAUCAUAGACUUCACUGUCACAAUGCAAGGUCUGGAAGACCAACUAUUAGGUCGAGUGAUCUUGACAGAGAAAGCGGAAAUGGAAGCCGAACGAACUCAGUUGAUAAUGGACGUAACAGCCAAUCGCCGCAAGAUGCAGGAGCUGGAAGCUAAUCUGCUGCACAAGCUGACCACUAUACAGGGCUCUCUGGUUGAGGACGUAUCACUGAUCCAAGUGUUGAAUAUCACCAAGUCUACAGCAACUGAGGUAAAAGAAAAAUUAGACACGGCAAAAGAAACUGAAUUGAAGAUCAACGUUGCCCGUGAGGAGUUCAGGCCGGUAGCGACGCGCGGCUCCGUGCUAUACUUCCUCAUAUGUAAUAUGUCCCUCGUAUGCAAUAUGUAUCAGACCUCACUCGCGCAAUUCCUCGAAAGAUUUGAUAUAUCCAUGGAGCGGUCUCCGCAAAGCCUUAUUACUUUCAAGAGAAUCGGCUUCAUUAUCGAGUAUUUGACGUAUGAUGUAUGGAAAUACAUCAGUCGUGGUUUUUAUGAGAAGCACAAGUAUUUGUUUACAUUGCUCUUAACUUUGAAGAUUGAUCUUCAACGAGAAUAUGUGACUUAUGAUGAAUUUCAGACAUUUAUUAAAGGUGGUGCAGCGUUGGAUUUAAAUGCCUGCCCUCCAAAACCAUUUAAAUGGAUAACCGAUAUGUCAUGGCUGAAUCUAGUGCAAUUAGCUACACUGCGUCAGUUCACUAAUAUACUAGAGCAGGUUAAUAAUAAUGAAAAAGGUUGGAAAGCUUGGUUUGAUAAGGAAGCUCCUGAAGACGAACCACUGCCUGAUGGAUAUCAUACUUUGGACGUUUUUCGUAAACUCUUGAUUGUACGAGCUUGGUGUUCUGAUCGAGCUUUGGCACAGAGCUUAAAAUAUGUAACAUAUUCUAUGGGUGCCAAAUAUUCUGAAGCUGUUAUUGUGAAUUACGAGGCAAUGGUGAUAGAGUCUCGACCUCUGGUACCACUAAUCGGGUAUUUAUCCAUGGGUUCGGAUCCUACGCCGUCCAUCGAGAUAACGGCCAAACGUCUGGAAUGCCUUUGCUCGUCUAUAUCGAUGGGCCAGGGACAGGAGGUUCAUGCUAGGAAGCUCAUAGACCGCGCUCUCAAAGAGGGAUUGUGGGUGCUACUCCAGAAUUGCCAUUUAGGCUUAGAGUACAUGGUUGAGGUUAUGGAACAAUUUUCUGAAUUGGAAAAAGAACCAGAAAAAGUUCACGAAACAUUCAGACUGUGGAUCACAACGGAAGUUCACGAAAAGUUCCCUAUUACACUUCUCCAAAUGUCUAUAAAAUAUACUUGUGAACCCCCAUCAGGAAUAAAGGCUGGAUUGAUGAGGACGUACGAUUCCAUGAGUCAAGACUUCCUCGAUUACAGUGACAGUGCUUUCUACCUGCCAAUGAUAUACACGAUUUCUUUCCUGCACACUGUGGUGCAAGAACGACGCAAGUUUGGACCUCUGGGCUGGAAUAUACCUUAUGAGUUUAACUCGGCGGAUUGGUUGGCUUCUUGUAUGUUCGUACAGAAUCACUUGGAUAUGUUGGAACCUGGUCAGAGUGUUAGUUGGACUACAGUACGUUACAUGGUGUCAGCUGUGCAGUAUGGUGGCCGUGUAACGGACGAUUAUGAUAAUCGUCUGCUGAGCACAUUCUGUAAAGUAUGGUUGACAGAACAACUAUUCUCUGACGACUUCCAAUUUUAUAAGAACUACGGUAUCAUGAAGUUCAAGAAUAUUCCAGAAUACAUUGAAGAAAUUGAGAAGAUGAAGACUACUGAUCCGCCUCAAGCUUAUGGUUUGCACACAAACGCUGAUAUAACCUAUCAAAGAAAUCUGACUCAGGAACUGCUCGAUACAAUCUUAUCAAUUCAACCGAAGGAAUCUAGUUCCGGUGGUGGCGAAACUCGGGAAGCUUCAGUGUACAGGCAAAGUAAAGAGAUGCUAGAAAAAGUACCACCUAACUUCGAUCCUCACGAGGUUAAAGAGAGGUUGAGGUUCUACGGUAUUCUGAACUCAAUGGUAAUAUUCUUAAGGCAAGAGAUUGACAGGAUGCAAAAAGUAAUAACAUUAGUGAGAACUACGCUUAAAGAUUUACUUCUCGCUAUUGACGGAACAAUCAUCAUGAAUGAGGCUCUCAGGGACUCCCUCGAUAGCAUUUAUGACGCGAAGGUGCCGAAAAUCUGGCAAAAGGGUUCUUGGUCAUCGUCCACACUCGGUUUCUGGUUCACCGAGUUUUUGGAACGGAACAUACAGUUUUCCACGUGGUGCUUCCAAGCUAGACCCUUUUCAUUCUGGAUGACUGGAUUCUUCAAUCCUCAAGGGUUUUUAACGGCUAUGCGUCAAGAAGUAACCAGAGCGCAUAAGGGAUGGGCGCUGGACAUGGUCGCUCUCCACAACGAUGUGACCAAAUUUAUGUUAGACGAAAUUAAGGCACCACCUAACGAGGGCGUGUUCGUACACGGCCUUUUCCUCGACGGUGCAGGAUGGGAUCGCCGCAACUUGCGCCUGUGCGAGUCGACACUCAAAGUGCUGUAUACGCAACUACCAGUCGUGCACGUCUACGCUAUCAACUCUACUGCGCCUAAAGACCCUAAGCUUUAUCAGUGCCCAGUAUAUAAGAAACCUUUCCGUACGGGUUUAACAUUUAUAACCCCGUUGUGGCUACCUACAAUUAAGAACCCUGAUCACUGGAUACUGAGAGGGGUGGCCAUUUUGUGUGAUAUCAAGUAAAGUGGUGUUUAUCAAGAAACACUUGUAUCGCUGCAGAGUGCUUUACGUCAAAAUGGGAAUUUUAGUAUAAUGAUAUUUUCCAAUAUCUUCAAGACUUGAACUUGUCAGUCACUAUUUUUAUAUAGUUUUUAUUAGGUACUCUUUUUACUUUUA